CUAGAUAGCGAAAUAAUGAGGCGAUAGAGCAUAAUAGGACAGUGGUACCAGUCUGCUUCUUUAGAGGAUCCGGAUUCGAGUUCGUGUCAGUUCAGAACUUUUCAGAAUGAGCGUUUUCGAUUUUUUGAUCCUCCUCCCUCAACACUUAGCACCUUUCAUUGUCGAUCCGAAGACAAUCAAGAUGGCCUCAGUCACCAGCGAGUCAACUAUUCACAUUAUUGAACCAUAUGAAUUUGAGAAGAUUAUUGAUGUAGAAACGUGGCUAAAGUUAUUAAGAAAUAAUUUACAUCUGCCAGUUUAUUGUUCAGUUCUGUAUAUCUUUUUAAUAUUUAGUUUCCAACAAAUGAUGAAGAAUCGCACAGCUUUCUCUUUAAGAGUUCCGUUGAUCGUGUGGAAUUUAACAAUGGCACUCAAUAGCAUCAUUGGAAGUAUAAGAAUGUUUCCUGGAUUCGUACACAUCAUCAGAGAUUUUGGACUAACAUUUUCUGUUUGUGAUAGUAAAUAUUUUCAAACAAUUCAACCCACUGUAUUCUGGUCGUUGAUAUUUAUAAUUAGCAGAUUCGUAGAGUUGGGCGAUACCUUUUUUAUAGUAUUUAGGAAAAGAAAAUUGAUAUUUUUGCAUUGGUAUCAUCAUAUGAUGACAUUAAUGUCGUGUUGGUAUUUUGUUAGCAAGCCCCUAGCUGUAGCACAUUGGUUCGGUGUAAUGAAUAAUCUUGUUCAUUCUUUGAUGUACUCUUAUUUCGCAGUUUCGGCAUUGAAAUUCAGGCCUCCUCGUUUCGUCGCUAUGAUCAUAACAUGCUUACAAUUAUUACAAAUGUUUAUAGGAAGUUUUGUAUGUUGUUGGGCUCUUUGGAAAAAAUGGAGUGGAUAUUCAUGCGAAUUUCCUAAUGAUGCCACUUUUAUAGCAUUGCUUGUUUAUUUGAUUUAUGUAAUAUUGUUUACACGAUUGUUUUAUUAUUCUUAUUUUUUCAAAGCUGAAAAAAGCUUAAAGAAAUAUUAACAUGUUACACGAUUUUCGUAUUUUUAUAGAAACUUACAGGAUUGCCCAAAAGUCAAUUAACCAUUCUUAAAACUAGCAUUUAAGUUAAUUUAGUUUAAAUUCACUUUAACAUCUAACAUGUAAGCUAAUUAGUUUAAAACUAAAUUGCAGUUAAUUAAUUAAAAUGUACGUACAGUUAAUUUGUUUAUAUUUUUACUUUCCCGGCUAUUACAUAUAACAGAGGCAGCGGUUGGCAGAGGUAUGGCGGUUGGUCAUAAAUGACCCCUCGAAGAUUUUUACAUUUUGGACUUAGGGGUCCUUAAACAUUGAAAAAUACAACAAAAAAAAGUCGAGGAGUUUUUCUAUAAUUUUGUUCAUCCAUUUUAAAGCUUAAUAACUCCUGUACUUUUUUCGAAAAUUUUCUGAAAUUUUACAGGAAGGUUUGUGUAUUAGGGGGAGAUUGAUGCUAUUAAAUUUUGGUGGUUAAUGGUCGAAGGGGUAGGAAUAUACAGGGGUUGUGUGUCAUAUCUCGAGUAGGGUCAGUCUUGA
Centruroides sculpturatus (bark scorpion) is the source of this 1528-nucleotide messenger RNA. RefSeq names its product elongation of very long chain fatty acids protein 6-like. The transcript has 3 exons. Bases 107 to 1000 code for a protein of 297 amino acids. NCBI's taxonomy places the organism in Eukaryota, Metazoa, Arthropoda, Arachnida, Scorpiones, Buthidae. The record is from RefSeq and is a predicted model, not a curated record. Gene Ontology annotation, biological process: fatty acid elongation, saturated fatty acid; very long-chain fatty acid biosynthetic process; fatty acid elongation, monounsaturated fatty acid. Gene Ontology annotation, cellular component: endoplasmic reticulum membrane. Gene Ontology annotation, molecular function: fatty acid elongase activity.